CCUAAAUCCUUCAUAUCUCCCUCUACACUCCACCGGUCUCAACUCCAACUCUGCCUUCAACCGUUCACUGCCGCCGUUCGCUGCCGCCGUUCGCUGCCGCCGUUCGCCGCCGCCGUUAGUCGCCACCGUCUGCUGCUGCCACUGUCGGCCUCCUCCUUCUUUUUUCAUAAAGGUGAUUCCUCAGGGCUGCUUGGCUGCAUGCAUCAUGAGCGAAUCAUUUACCAUUCAGAUCAGUAAUGAUUUAGUUAAAAAACUUUCUGAUGAUGGUGAGAAGCUCAAGAAAAGAUCAAAGCGGCCAAAACCAAAGAUAUCAAACGAUUCACAGACUUCCUGGUCAAAGGCACAUCAAAAGCCUGUAUCUGAAGAGUCGAAUAAAUGGCCACUUGCACCGCCACCAUUGUACUUACCACUUCCUCCACUUGACCAGCCGUUGAUGGCAGAGUUAGAUGCUAUCAGGUGUGCAGUCCAAGAGAGCGAAAAGCUGGUGGAGAGGUUGCAGAAGAAGGAGGAGAACAUGUUAGAGGAAGUAACACAAAGGGCGAAGGAUCUCCAUGAGAAGGAAUUUAAACUUCCCGACAACAAGCCAAUCCCGUGCUUGGAGGAAAGAGAUGCUUGCACAAAAUGCUACAGGGAAAAUCAGGAGAACCCUCUCAAAUGUGCCAUUGCUGUUCAGAAAUUUGCGGAGUGUGCCCGAAGAGCUAGGUAACUGAUGAUGAUGAGUUCAGCAGGUCAUAAGGGGUCAUCAAAGUAGGGAUUUUCUAAGACCGGAAAUAAAUUGAAUCCUCAUACUUGCGAAAAUUGAUUGAUCCUGUCACUAUGCUUGGUCUAUAUGUGAAACACUAUCCUUGUUAUGAAUUAUGUUUUUCUAUGGAAAAGUUUAUAUUGUGACAUACAGAGUAUAUAUCACCAGUUACUAGAUAUGUUUGCAAUUAACAAUUCACUUAAUCUGCUCAACCCACAGUUUUUACAGGGUACAUAUGAAACAGGGAUUUCAAU
This is a messenger RNA of Cuscuta europaea, 996 nucleotides long. The record is from the annotation of a GenBank genome assembly. NCBI's taxonomy places the organism in Eukaryota, Viridiplantae, Streptophyta, Magnoliopsida, Solanales, Convolvulaceae.